AUGCAGUCAAAUACAUAUAAUGAGUAUAAUACCUAUCAAAAACACAUUUUAGUAGGUGUUACGGGCUCAAUAGCAGCAACAAAGCUAUUAGAGCUUGUUACGGGCUUACAGGCUCUUGGUGAGGUGCAAGUUGUAUAUACAUCUGCAGCAAAAAGAUUUUUAUGUACUGCAAAGCUGAGACAAAGUGGUGUUUCAUUAUGGACAGACGGAGAUGAAUGGAAUCUAUGGCAGGAAAUUUCGAGUCCAAUACUUCAUAUUGAACUACGGCGAUGGGCAGAUAUACUUGUAUUAGCACCAUUAACAGCAAAUACACUGGCAAAAAUGGCAAAUGGAUUAUGCGAUAAUCUAUUAACAUGUAUAUUACGUGCAUGGCACCCGAGCCGGCCAAUCCUCGCAGCACCUGCAAUGAAUACAUAUAUGUGGCAUCAUCCACUAACACAACGCCAUAUUACAUUAAUACAAGGCAUAUUUACAUGGAUUGAGUGGAUUGGCCCUGUUGAAAAACGACUUGCAUGUGGUGACGUUGGGAUGGGAGGUAUGACGGCAGUCACUGGGAUUAUAGAAAAGACUUCACAAAUGCUUGAAAAGGCAGAGAAGGAAAACAAUUGA
This is a messenger RNA of Pneumocystis jirovecii RU7, 609 nucleotides long. RefSeq lists its product as uncharacterized. The coding region runs from base 1 to 609 and encodes 202 amino acids. Gene Ontology annotation, cellular component: phosphopantothenoylcysteine decarboxylase complex. The record is from RefSeq and is a predicted model, not a curated record. Lineage: Eukaryota; Fungi; Ascomycota; Pneumocystomycetes; Pneumocystales; Pneumocystaceae. Gene Ontology annotation, molecular function: phosphopantothenoylcysteine decarboxylase activity; FMN binding. Gene Ontology annotation, biological process: coenzyme A biosynthetic process. The transcript is spliced from 2 exons.